AGUAUCGAAAAUUGUCCUCCGCACUUCGUCGAAAAAUCGAAAAAAAUGGCUUCGUUGUGUGGAAGAAUUAUCUCUUCUUCAGUAAGAAAAAAUGUAUUAUGUUCGAGUUUACGCUACACUUCCAAAGGAACUUCUAUGGGAGACCCAGUUGAACACGCAACAGGUCUUGAAAAGAGAGAAAUUCUUGCUAAAGUUGGAGGUAAUGAGAAUCCCUUUGAUUUAAAAGUAAUUAAACGUGCUGCUGGAACCAAAGUCAGUCCUAAUGAAAUUCCAUCUGCUUUUGAUGCCCGUUUAGUUGGAUGUAUAUGCGAAGAGGAAGCCACUUGCAUUAACUGGAUGUGGCUCCACAAAGGUGAACCCAGAAGAUGUGAAUGCGGACACUGGUUCAACUUGGUCCACAAGUCCGCAGUUUAAAUAGACACUGUGCUUAGAGUAAUAUAGCAGUUUUAAUGUAAUAAAUUUAUUUGUUCUUAUUUUUUUCUGUGUUAUUUUUUCUCCUGUAAAUAUUCUUUCUAAUUAAAUAAAUCUGCCCUUGCACAGAAUGUAAUGUUAUUAAAGAGCAAUAAAAUGUGAAAGGAA
Messenger RNA from Brassicogethes aeneus, 579 nucleotides. NCBI's taxonomy places the organism in Eukaryota, Metazoa, Arthropoda, Insecta, Coleoptera, Nitidulidae. The record is from the annotation of a GenBank genome assembly.